This is a messenger RNA of Vidua chalybeata, 2230 nucleotides long. Its product is annotated as zinc finger protein 629-like. NCBI's taxonomy places the organism in Eukaryota, Metazoa, Chordata, Aves, Passeriformes, Viduidae. The transcript is spliced from 3 exons. The coding region runs from base 1 to 1395 and encodes 464 amino acids. The record is from RefSeq and is a predicted model, not a curated record.
AUGCUGGAAGUGACUGAACUCAGGGGCCACACUGAACUCCUACUGAGAAGGACUGAGAGUGAAGGGAACCAGACAGGGGAUGACUGGGAGCACUGGGACCAUGUCGGGGGCAACUGGGAUCCUACUGGGAGUGAUUUGGACCACACCGGGAGUGAUCGGGAUCACACAGGGGGUGACCGGGAACCACCGGUGAGGCGGCAUUGGCGGAGCUGGGAGGCGGCCCCGGCGCAGGUGGGAGCCGCGCUGGGUUCUGCGGGGGCUCGGGGCUCGCUGCGGGCGGAGGGGGCGGCAGGGGGCUGCGGCGGCUUGCUUGUGCCGUGUCCGGCCCGUGGUGGCCCUGGGCCGAGGGCGCUGCGGGAGCGGCUGCCCGCGCUCUCCUUCCCGCCGCUGCCUGGGCAGGAGCCGCUGCCGGAGCAGCGCUGCCUCGUCCCGGUCGCUGUGGGUAGGACAGAGGUGGCUGCCCCGUCCCCGGAGGCUGCGCCGGGGCCGCCUCCCAGCUCCGCCAAUGCCGCCUCCCCGGCCUCCGGCCGCUGCCGCCGCUCCCGGGCCCGCACAGACGCUCCGCCAAUGGCGCCGCUGCCCAGCCAGGGCCGCCCUCAGGCCGCCACGAGGGGCGGGCUCUGCACGCGGCACGGCCUCGGCUCCCUUUCCCCGAACUCCGGCAUUUCCCGGAACCCGCGGCUGAGGAGCGGCCUCGGCGCUGGGCCCGGCCCCGGCAGGAGGCCAAGGAAUCGCUGCUGCCCUGAACCGCCGGGAGCUCGGGGUGACCGGGGCCUGAGGGCGCAGGGAGCUGGGGAUUUGUCAUUCCCAGGGCGUGGCUGGACGGAGAAGGAGGAAAAGCCCCAGAGAUCCUGCAGGAGGAGGGGCUGCAAACCCAGCCCAGGGAGCUGUGGGGAGGAAAGAGCCCCCCUGAGCCAGGAAGGCAGCCGGAGAUCCAGCCGGAGCUCGGAGGUGGUGGAGAAGGCUCAUGGCAGGGAGAAGCUGCACAAGUGCUUGGAAUGUGGGCAGGGCUUCAGCCAGAGCUCCAGCCUGAUCCGGCAGCAGAGGAUCCACACUGGGGAACGGCCCUACACCUGCUUGGAAUGUGAGAAGAGCUUUGGGCGGAGCUCAGACCUGAGAAAACACCAGCACAUCCACACUGGGGAGAGGCCCUAUGAGCGUCCCCAGUGUGGGAAGAGGUUGCACACCAGCUCCACUCUCCUCGUACAUCAACAGAAUCACAUAGAGGAGAGGCCCUUCCGCUGCCCCGACUGCGGGAAGGGCUUCAAGCACAACUCCAACCUCACCAAGCACUGGCGCAUCCACACCGGGGAGAGGCCCUACGAGUGUGGGGAGUGUGGGAAGAGCUUCUCACAGAGCUCAAACUUGACCAGACACCAACGGAGGCACCACUAAGGGAAGCCCUUUGAGUGCCUUGAGUGAGGGAAGAGCUUUGUGUGCUGCUCCAGCUCCAUCCCUGUCCUGGCUUGUAAGAUAAGCAUAUAUUCUAUUUGCCAUCUGUCGGAGGUGGGGCAGGUAUCUUCUGUUUGGCAGUUUUCUUAUCUCUUCCAAGAACAAUGUCUCGCUCAGGAGAGAUAUCUUCUGUUAAUGUGCCAUUGAAUGGCUCACUGCAUGACUAAUAAAGUUACAUCAUCCCACUGUGAGAUGCUCCACCCAGAGGGAGGAGCCAAGCAUCCCUACCUGCAUAAAAUCAGCAUUUUUUGGGACAUCAGCACAGCCUCUUCACUGGAUUCCCAGAGGAAGACCAGGCCCAUGUACUCUUAUCACCAGACCUUCAGAGAAAACUACACCCUUCUACGGGAUCAUCGCUUCAGCAGCAUUUCAUCUGCCACUCCAGGAGGAGCAGCCACCAUUUAACUGGACUAUCACCAACACCCUGACUCCUCGGGGUGUCAGGUUUCUGACUCUAUCAGUAGUUUUGUUUGUACUAAUUACAUUUUCUAUUUUAAUUUAGUUUUUUCCUAGUAAAGAACUGUUAUUCCCAUUCCCAUAUCUUUUCCUGAGACCCUUUUUAUUUUGAAAUUUUGGCAAUUCAGAGGGAGGGGGUUUACCUUUUCCAUUUCACGGGAAGCCCUUGCUUUCCUACACAGACUCCUGUCUUUUCAAACUAAAAAAAAACCCCAUGGGAAGAUCCGGGCUGGACCAAACAUCGAGCCCUAUUUAAGCACUAUACUAGUAAAACCCAGUAUAAACACCUGCUAACCUCAAUAAAAUUGGCUUCUGAUCUAAA